GCGCGGCUGCGGGCAGGUUUGGGCGUGUCCCGCUGGGGGCGGAGCCGGGCCUCCUAAAUUCCGCGGCUCAGAGGGGGCGGCGGGGGCCAUGCGGGCGAGGGGCUCCCGGAUGGCCCUGUGCGGCCUGACGCUGCUGUGCGCGCUCGGCCUGGGCCACCGCGCCGCCGGGGGUCCCAGCUGCGGGCCCGGCCGCCAUCUGCGUGGGACGGGGACCGACGCGCGCUGCUGCCGCUCCUGCGCCCCGGGCGAGGUCUGUCCUGAGCAGAACUGCACGUGUGUCCAGCCUGAGUUCCACUGUGCCGACCCGCUGUGCACAAGCUGCCAGCACCACCCAUGCCCGCCGGGCCAGGAGGCACAGCCCCACGGGAGUUUUCGUUUUGGCUUCACAUGUGUGGACUGUGCUGCAGGGACCUUCUCUGGGGGUCGCGAGGGCCGCUGCAAACCGUGGGCAGACUGCUCCCAGUUUGGGUUUCCCACCACAUUCCCCGGGAACAAGACGCACAAUGCCGUGUGCAGCCCGUGGCCGCUGCCCACUGAACCACACGACCUGCUGACUGUCGUCCUCCUUGUGGUGGCCACUUGCAUCCUGAUCCUGACUGUGGCCCAGGUUGGCCUGCACGUCUGGCAGCUGAAGAGGCAGCGAGGAUGCCCCACAGAGACCCAGCUGCUCCUGGAGGCACCACCACCAGCUGAGGAUGCCUGCAGCUGCCAGUUCCCUGAGGAGGAGCGGGGGGAGCAGCUGUCAGAGGACAAGGGCCAACUGGGGGACCUGUGGGUGUGAGGCCUGGCCAUCCUCCGUCAGUGGACCCCGAGCCAGACCCUCCCAGGAGCCCUCCCAGGGCUGGCCCUCAGGAGCAAGGACUCUGUGCCCUGCUUCAGGCCCGGCCCUGCUCCCCACGAUGGUGGAAGUGGGUGGGGUGGUGACUAGGACUAGUCCCCCGGACCAUGCAGAAGAGGCAGCAGCAGUGACCGGACACCAUGGGCGACACAGACAUAUCCGUGGCUGCCUUUGUCCCUUGGCAGCCCUGCUGGGGUGGGGUCUGUGGGCCCCUGUUCUCAGGAUGGGAGGCCGUGCCCAGCACAGGAGCUGGCUGCAGGCGGCACUCAAUAAACACUGUUAAGUGAUCUGA
Messenger RNA from Equus quagga, 1130 nucleotides. It is a transcript of the gene TNFRSF18, whose product is annotated as TNF receptor superfamily member 18. Gene Ontology annotation, biological process: negative regulation of apoptotic process; positive regulation of cell adhesion. The transcript is spliced from 5 exons. The record is from RefSeq and is a predicted model, not a curated record. Gene Ontology annotation, molecular function: protein binding; tumor necrosis factor receptor activity. NCBI's taxonomy places the organism in Eukaryota, Metazoa, Chordata, Mammalia, Perissodactyla, Equidae. The coding region runs from base 89 to 781 and encodes 230 amino acids. Gene Ontology annotation, cellular component: plasma membrane; external side of plasma membrane.